UUAAACAAUACUGUAGAAAUGCCAACUUACAUUAGAUUUAACAAAGACGUGAUCAAUUAAUACCAAUUUACUUGAAGUUUUUAUAGUUUUGUCAAAAAAUACUAGAUCUUUUUUUUUUCAUAAUAAAAUAGCCAUGUCUAUUUCCUUAUGACGUUUAUGUCUUUCAAGGAGAUAGCUUUGUUUUUUCUCCAACAGAUACUGAAAAGGAAUUUUCAGGCUAAGAUUAUCAUAUUCCCUUCCAAAUAACAACAAAAACAUUUUCUAUAAACACCUACGUAGUUUCAUUUCACCCUCUCAAAGCCCCCUCUCUCUCUUUCAUAUACAUCAUGAGUAUUUUAUUCACAACUCUCAUGCUUCUCAUCCCAAUCUUCCUAAUACUAAUAAAGAGAAAAAGAUCAGCAAAAAAACUUCCUCCUGGUUCACUAGGACUACCCAUAAUAGGCCAAAGCCUAAGUUUACUAAGAGCAAUGAGAGCAAACACAGCAGAAAAAUGGCUGGAGAAAAGAAUAAAAAAGUAUGGUCCUAUUUCAAAACUAAGCCUCUUCGGAAAUCCAACAGUUUUUCUCCACGGACCUGCUGCAAACAAGUUCAUAUUCACUAGCAGUUGCAGCAUCAUCACUAACCAACAAGUCAAGUCCAUACAGAUGGUUCUUGGUGACCGGAGUCUUUUAGAGCUGACGGGAGAUGAUCACAAGCGAGUUAGAAACGCACUUAUGUUGUUUUUGAGGCCAGAGUCACUUAAAGAUUGUGUGGGAAAGUUGGAAGAAGAAAUCAGGUGGCACCUUGAGAUGCAUUGGCAAGGAAAACAGCAAGUAACUGUCCUACCAUUGAUGAAGACCCUAACUUUCAACAUAAUAAGCUCUCUUCUUUUCGGAAUACAACGAGGGUCUCAAAGAGACAAACUUGUGGGUUUGUUUCGACAAAUGAUGGGUGGAAUGUGGUCAGUUCCUCUAAACUUUCCCUUCACACGAUACAGACGCAGCCUGCAAGCGAGCAAACUGGCUCAAAACAUGUUGAGACAGCUCAUAAGCGAAAAGAGGGUGGAUUUGGAACAGAAAGGUGCUUCUCCACAUCAAGACCUCAUCACUUGCUUGCUUAGUAUCCGAAAUGACAACAAUGAAGAAAUGAUAACAGAAGAAGAAAUGGUUCACAAUGUUCUGCUAGUUAUGACAGCAGGACAUGACACUUCAUCUGUUCUUAUUACUUUUAUGCUGCAGUUUCUAUCCAACGAGCCUGCUGUUUACGAAAAUGUUCUUCAAGAACAAGAAAAUAUAGCAAGAACCAAGGAAGCAGGGAUGUUUCUCACAUGGGAAGACCUUUCCAAGAUGAAGUACACAUGGAGAGUUGCAAUGGAAACUCUGAGGAUGAUUCCUCCUAUCUUUGGUAGUUUCAGAAAAGCGCUAAAGGAUAUAGAGUAUGGUGGAUACCUCAUUCCUAAAGGGUGGCAAAUAUUCUGGGCUUCACCAAUGACUCAUAUGGACAAUAACAUAUACCCAGAGCCAACAAAGUUUGAUCCCAACAGAUUUGAAAAUCAAGCUUCAGUUCCACCUUGCUCAUUUGUGGGUUUCGGAGGAGGACCUCGAAUGUGUCCAGGAAUUGAAUUUGCAAGGAUAGAAACGCUUAUCACAAUCCAUUAUCUGGUCACAAGGUUCACUUGGAAGCUAUGUGCAGACAGCACUUUCAGCAGAGAUCCCAUGCCAGUACCAGCUCAAGGGUUACCACUUCAAAUCAAUCAAAAGAACCCACUGUAACAUGUAUCAUUCUAGUUGAUCUUUUGCUACUAGCAUGGUAUAUAUACUUUGUUUUCAAGAAUCAAAAGAGCUCAAUUUCAUAAUGACCAAAAACAAGGACAUUUCAGUUCCAAAUUCCAAAA
Cannabis sativa is the source of this 1873-nucleotide messenger RNA. Its product is annotated as cytochrome P450 716B1. Gene Ontology annotation, biological process: sterol metabolic process. The transcript has 4 exons. Gene Ontology annotation, molecular function: oxidoreductase activity, acting on paired donors, with incorporation or reduction of molecular oxygen; monooxygenase activity; heme binding. The record is from RefSeq and is a predicted model, not a curated record. NCBI's taxonomy places the organism in Eukaryota, Viridiplantae, Streptophyta, Magnoliopsida, Rosales, Cannabaceae. Bases 327 to 1751 code for a protein of 474 amino acids.